AUGCGCCGUGAGGCAGAACGACGACAGGCCGCUGCCCGCCCCGCCCCCCUCCCCGCCCCGGCCGCCGCGCAGGCGCAGUUCCGCGGGGUUCCGGCCACGGGGAGGGAAAGGGGGGGGCGGCGGAGGGAGGGCGCGGCACAGGCGCACGAGGGACAGCUGAAGCGGCGUGCGGGCGCGGAGCAUGCGCAGAAGGCAGGCCGGCAGGUCUAUGUGGCGGGCGUGUGCCGGCGCAGCGAGCACCAGCCGUUUCCUCCAAGCAAAGGGAGCAUGCGCGGAGGCGAGGGAGACGAGUUUCGUAACCGGCGCAGGCGCAGUGCGCUGCUCGGGGACCGCAGCCCCGCUCGGUGGGGGAAAAAAAAAAAAAACCACCUCAGAGUUACGUCAGGAAAAGACGCCUUUGUACACGGGGAGACCCAUACGGCGCGGGCAGCCCCCGAAACGGGCGCGAGACGCGGCCGUUACUCACCCUCUCCGCCGCCGGCCGCGCCCCCCCCUGCUGCCCCCCUCGGCGCCUCCUUUCACGGUUCGCCCGCGCGCGCUGCUGCCACCGCCGUGAUUCCAUCCAUCUUGAAUUUGACGUCAUCCCACACCAGGGAUGAGGUCAUCGAAGGGAACGCUCGUCACGUGCGCAGCGCUCCGAUUGGCCGGCGGGGGAGCGGGGGGCGAGGCGCUGCCGCGGCGGGGAGGGUAGCGGUUGGAGACGGUUACGGGGGUUCCCCCACCCGCCGCCCCUCCCCCACAGGGGGGAAGGUGCAGCGCGGUUUGCGAAGAAGCUCGGUGUCUAGUGGCACGCACGUGGCGGCCUCGCAAGCUAGUCCACCGUUGCCCGGUAUUAACAGGGAGGCACAUGGCCGGGCCCUGGUGGAUUUUGGCUCCGACCCUUUGUAACUGCUGUACUCGUUCAUCUUGAUGUGAUAUGAAAAAUGAUAAUGGACGUUAUCAUUGCUUUAGGCUUGCUUCUCAUUGAAGUUAUCCACUUUGAAUUAAAUACCUGAAUAGGGCUUUGUGUGUCAAAAUACAAGUAUUAAAACAGAAAUCAGAA
This is a messenger RNA of Harpia harpyja (harpy eagle), 1042 nucleotides long. RefSeq names its product CCR4-NOT transcription complex subunit 3-like. The transcript is spliced from 2 exons. The coding region runs from base 1 to 888 and encodes 295 amino acids. The record is from RefSeq and is a predicted model, not a curated record. NCBI's taxonomy places the organism in Eukaryota, Metazoa, Chordata, Aves, Accipitriformes, Accipitridae.